CGCGUACAGCUCUCAGUCCACAUUGAAAUCCACAAUGAGCUUCUCAACUUGUGCAGCUUCAACAAACCCCAGCUCCUUCACAACCUGUAAAGGGGGUUUAGCUGUCCACCACGGCUGCAACUCUCGAAAUCCGCAUCGAUUUGAAAUUAAUCCAAAAUACAAAUUCCAUUUUCUCCCCUUCGACUUCCCCCUUGAGAAAGGAUCUAUUUAGAAAUGCAACUAAAGUUUGUUUUUCAAAGUGUGAUUUAUCCGGUAGAGUUCCACACUUCGGAACUACCUUCAUUUUGGCGCAAUAGAUAUGAUGUAGGAAUCGGGGGAGGGAUGAAUCAGGCUAAUGUAUUAGAAGCAAAAAGACAGUUGACCCCCUGCCCCCGUCUGAAACUUUAUUUUCGGAAAUGCAUGAUGCAAGAGCGGAGGAGGUAAGCGCAAGUUGUGUAGAGACAGAGCAUGGCUGCUAUGGAGCGCAUGGGAGUUCACGCGGUUGGAUGAUCGUCCCUGCAUAUUGAAGAAAGGAAGCGAGUGGGGCGGAGCACAGGCUGUGACCAACUUCCAGCUGUACUGACUGGAGGAGAAGGCAGUCUGUGUUUGUGAACCGGACACGUGUGUAGAUACUCGUGUUGUGUUAUCAACUUAUUGAUUGCCUUCAUAAACUGUUAUGACCUGGUGAUUUCUCGUUUCCCGAAGAAACUGGUGAAUAUCGCCUUUUGCAUUUAUUGAGUACAUGUGCCAUUUACUGGAUUGAAGACCAACAUGCCACAGGAAAAGAAAGUCCUACAGCCAUCUUUGCAAGGCGCUAUUGAUCUCACUGCGGGAGCUUCCGGUGGAGUUGCCUGUGUUUAUACAGGGCAACCUUUCGAUACUGUAAAAGUCAAGAUGCAGACCUUUCCUAACAUGUACAGAAAUGUGUUAGACUGUGCUGUGAAGACAUAUAAAGAACGUGGCAUUCGGGGAUUCUACCAAGGCACAACUCCUGCCCUAAUGGCUCAUAUAUCAGAGAAUGCUGUGCUGUUCCUGUCGUAUGGGUUUUGCCAAAGAGUAGUGAGAAGUCUAUCUGGACUGGACAGCAAAGCUGAGCUCAGUGAUAUACAGAAAGCAGCUUCUGGCUCAUUUGCAUCAAUAUUUGCCUCAUUGGCCAUUUGCCCAACUGAGCUGGUCAAAUGUCGACUCCAGGCAAUGCAUGAAAUGAAAUCUUCAGGAAAGCUAGCCAAAGGACAUCCCAGCACAGUUUGGGCAGUGAUUAAGAAUGUUUUGAAAACCGAUGGUCCUCUUGGCCUGUACCAAGGUCUGACGAGCACAUUGAUGAGGGAAAUGCCUGGCUACUUCUUUUUCUUUGGUGGCUACGAACUCAGUCGCACCAUUUUUACACGAGGAGGCCGCUCCAAAGACGAUCUAGGUCCUAUUCCCUUGAUGGUGAGUGGUGGUUUUGGAGGUGCCUGUUUGUGGAUUGCUGUUUAUCCAAUCGACUGCGUAAAAUCUCGUAUACAGGUCCUUUCAAUGGCAGGCCAGCAGGCUGGUUUCUUUAGUACUUUCAGAAAUAUUUUCAUGAAGGAAGGCUUGAAAGCAAUAUACUCUGGAUUAACACCAACAAUGAUACGUGCAUUUCCUGCCAAUGGUGCAUUAUUUUUGGCCUAUGAACUGAGUAGAAAAGCUAUGAUGGAUUACAUGAGUGACUGAUGUGUAUUCUAAGAAUGAUUGAAACCUUACUCCCAAGGAUUUGAUUAUGCUGCAAAAAGUCAAUUUAGGACUAGAUGUAAUGUAAAACUGGAUAUUUGAUACUGUACAUGGUAGGGUGCUUAUUAGAUCCAAAGAUGUUGUGGAUUUCUCAAAAGUAGCUUAAGUUAAUUUAACUAUCAAGCAAUUGUAACUUAAUUAUUGCCAAAAUUGUAAUGUAUUUUUAAAUUCAAAAAUGGUGUUCUAAGUUUCCAGGAAAAUAAAUCAACACCUAUAACUUACGCAAA
Molecule: messenger RNA, 1958 nt
Organism: Stegostoma tigrinum
Lineage: Eukaryota; Metazoa; Chordata; Chondrichthyes; Orectolobiformes; Stegostomatidae
Product: mitochondrial ornithine transporter 1-like
Exons: 7
Coding region: 751-1674 (307 amino acids)
Biological process (GO): mitochondrial L-ornithine transmembrane transport
Molecular function (GO): L-ornithine transmembrane transporter activity
Source: RefSeq, a predicted model, not a curated record